GCUCAGCCCCGUCUCACGGGCAGCGCCCCCGGCGCACCGCGCCAUGUGGCGGCCCACGCCGCCCCGCCCCGUGCGCGGGGGGCACGGCCGCGGCCUCGCGAGGCUCCUGGCGCUCUCGGCGGCCGCGUCCUCGGCCGCCUCCGCCGGCGUGCCCGCCGCGCGGCCCGGGGGCCUGCUGCGCCAGGAGGCGGGCCGGAGGGCCACCGCGGGCGCCGCGCUCGCGCCGGGCGCGCUGGUGCAGGAGAUGACGCCGCGGUGUCGGACGAGCUGAUGAAGGACGCCGUGUCCUGGCUGCAGAGGUACAAGCCAGCGGACGGCGCGGACGCCGCGUUCGUGAGGCAACACGCCGAGGAGGCGCUCAAGAUCUCCGACGAGCACCCGUGGGCCAGGGAGGUGCCGCGCGCGCUGUGGCACGACUUCGUGCUCCCGUACACGCACUUCGACGAGAGGCCCGAGCUCUGGAGGGGCUACUUCAACUCCAAGUUGGGGCCCCUGGUCAGCAAGUGCCACAGCCUCCGCGAGGCUGCCACAGCUGUCUCGGACGGAAUCUGGACGGCGUUCGGCGAGCCCGCUAUUCACUUCAAGUCGAAUUCGACGCCGGAGGUCCUGUCUCCCAUGCACGACCUGUUGAAGAAGAGGUACGCGUCCUGCACCGGCAUGUCCAUCUUCCUGGCCGACGGGAUGCGGUCGGUGGGCGUCCCGGCCCGCGUGGUGGGCACCACGCAGUGGAACCGGGAGUCGGGCGGCAACCACAAUUGGGUGGAGGCGUGGUUCGACGGCAAGUGGAAUUUCAUCGAUUCGAAUCCUGGGCAGACGUGGAAUGAGGCGUGGUUCCAGGACGAUGCCAAGAACGCCAUCGCACACGGCAUCCACGGGAUCUACACGCCGAUCUGGAACACCACCCAGGCGAACGGUAAUUACGUGAUCGGUUGGAGGACAAACCUAACGCUCCCGGCCAUUGAGCUCACGAACUCUUACAAGGGCAUUUCGGCCAGCCCCGUCGGCAGCCACGAGAUCGUCGUCCACUGA
Prorocentrum cordatum is the source of this 1029-nucleotide messenger RNA. Lineage: Eukaryota; Dinophyceae; Prorocentrales; Prorocentraceae. The record is from the annotation of a GenBank genome assembly.